This is a messenger RNA of Drosophila grimshawi, 3936 nucleotides long. Its product is annotated as pre-mRNA-splicing factor ATP-dependent RNA helicase PRP16. Gene Ontology annotation, molecular function: ATP binding; RNA binding. NCBI's taxonomy places the organism in Eukaryota, Metazoa, Arthropoda, Insecta, Diptera, Drosophilidae. Gene Ontology annotation, cellular component: spliceosomal complex; intracellular anatomical structure. The coding region runs from base 74 to 3796 and encodes 1240 amino acids. The transcript is spliced from 5 exons. The record is from RefSeq and is a predicted model, not a curated record. Gene Ontology annotation, biological process: mRNA splicing, via spliceosome.
AGCUCUAAUGUGAAACGCGCAUGAACGUAUUUGCGCUAAACAAAAGAAAACCCGACAAACGCAUAAUAUUGGCAUGUCUGAGGAUGAUGAGGCAGGCGUGCAUCGCUUGGAGGGCACCACGGGCGAGGAGCUGCGCGGCGGCCUGGUGCUCAAAAAGCCAAAGGAUGGCUGCACCAGCGGCAGCUUUAAAGUACCGCAGGGCUCCCUGCUGGGCCUCGACAAAUUGGCCGCGAAGCGACGGGCCGAGAAGGCUAGAGCCGAACGCCUGAUCUCAUUUCAGGAUAGCGAAUAUGACGACGGCGGUGGCACAGCCUCCAGCACAAUGCCCACAACGCCCAACGCCAGCGAGUUCGCCUUCAAAAAGCCGGACACGAAAAGCUUCGAGAAGCUGAGCCGUCAGCUGCGCGAGCACAAGGAUGAGACACCCUCGCACACGGGCGGCGUAUCAGAGAAGGCGCGCGAACGCCUGCGCGAGCACAUUCAACGAGAUCGGGAUCGCCACAAGGGCGCCGUUCGCAAAUCGUCGCGCGAUGACUCAGAGAUGAGGCGAGACCGCGAGAGAGAGCGCGAUAGGGAGCGUGAACGGGACAGACAGCGUCGCGGCGAUGAGCGACGCAAGCGGGCACGCGACCAAGACCAGGAGCGUUACGGCGGACGAGACGUUAGACGUCGUGACCGGGAUCGAGAUCGAGACCGAGAUCGUUCCAUGUCCGAGCGCAGCUUGCAUACACCCAGGGAGCCGGGCACACCUGGUGGUGGCGCCGGCAUCGGCAGCGUGUCUAAUAGUUCCUGGGAUGAUGACGAUGCCGAAGGCAGCAGCAAUCGCAAGUCCGAUUGGGAUUUUCCAACGCCACGCGGCGCUGGUUCCGGUUCUGGGUCUGGCGAUUGGUCGGAACGAGGUGGCAGCAGUCGCAGUCGCAGCAGCCGGAGUCACAAUGCAGCGGAUGAUACGACGCGUGCGACGCCCGCUCAUCGCUACAAUCAAUGGAUGCACGAUCGGAAGCGGAGCGGCGCCACGCCCUGGACAGGUGACGCCGAGUCCCGGGAUCUGUGGGAGGAGGAGCAGCGGCGUCUCGAUCGCGAGUGGUACAACAUUGACGAGGGGUACGACGACGAGAACAAUCCGUUCGGUGGCACCACCAAUGCCGAAUACUUUAGCCGCCGCGAAGAGCAGCUGGAGCAGAAGCGCAAGAAGCGCAUCAGUGCCCAACAGCGCCAGAAUAAUCGGGACAAUGAGCUGUGGGAGCGGAAUCGUAUGCUCACCUCGGGAGUCGUCACAUCGAUCAAUGUGAGCGAUGAUUUCGAUGAGGAGGCGGUGGAACGUGUCCAUUUGUUGGUGCAUCAUAUUGUGCCGCCGUUUUUGGAUGGUCGCAUUGUGUUCACAAAGCAGCCGGAGCCGGUGGUGCCCGUCAAGGAUCCCACCUCCGAUAUGGCGCUGCUGGCGCGCAAAGGCAGCGCCCUGGUGCGCAACUAUCGCGAGCAGAAGGAGCGUCGCAAGGCGCAGAAGAAACACUGGGAGCUGGGCGGCACCAAGCUAGGCAACAUUAUGGGUGUACAGCGGCCGCAGGACGAGGACGAUGCCAAAUAUGAUAAGGACAAUGACACCGCUGACUAUCGCAAGGAUCAAAAGUUCGCCGAUCAUAUGCGCGACAUGCAGGACACCAAAAACGGUGGCGGCAAAAGCGAAUUUUCGCGCAAGAAAACGAUUGGGGAACAGCGUCGCUUUCUGCCCGUGUUCGCCUCACGCCAGGAGCUGCUGAACGUCAUCCGGGAGAACUCGGUGGUGAUCAUUGUCGGCGAAACGGGCAGUGGCAAGACCACACAGCUCACCCAAUACCUGCACGAGGAUGGCUACAGUCAGCGUGGCAUGAUCGGAUGCACUCAGCCGCGUCGUGUCGCCGCCAUGUCCGUUGCGAAGCGUGUCUCCGAUGAAAUGGACACACAAUUGGGCGAGGAUGUUGGCUAUGCGAUCCGUUUCGAGGAUUGCACCUCGGAGAGCACCGUCAUCAAGUAUAUGACCGAUGGUAUUCUAUUGCGUGAGAGCCUGCGCGAUCCGGACUUGGACAGCUAUGCGGCCAUCAUUAUGGACGAGGCGCACGAGCGUUCCCUAUCAACGGAUGUACUCUUCGGAUUGCUGCGCGAGAUUGUGGCACGUCGCCAUGACCUGAAGCUGAUUGUGACGUCGGCAACGAUGGAUUCGACAAAGUUUGCAACAUUCUUUGGCAAUGUGCCGACGUUCACCAUACCGGGACGGACCUUUCCGGUGGAUGUGAUGUUUAGCAAGAAUGCGUGCGAGGAUUAUGUGGAGUCGGCGGUGAAGCAGGCGCUGCAGGUGCAUCUGACGCCCAACGAGGGGGACAUGCUGAUAUUUAUGCCCGGCCAGGAGGAUAUCGAGGUGACGUGCGAGGUGCUCGAGGAGCGCCUCAGCGAGAUCGACAAUGCGCCCGAGCUGAGCAUAUUGCCCAUCUAUUCGCAACUGCCAUCGGAUCUGCAGGCGAAGAUCUUCCAGAAGAGUGCCGAUGGGGUGCGCAAAUGUGUGGUCGCCACAAAUAUAGCGGAGACAUCGCUAACCGUUGACGGCAUCAUCUAUGUGAUCGAUUCCGGCUACUGCAAACUGAAGGUCUACAAUCCCCGCAUCGGCAUGGAUGCCUUACAGAUCUAUCCCAUUUCGCAGGCGAAUGCCAAUCAGCGUUCGGGUCGUGCCGGCCGCACUGGUCCCGGCCAGGCGUAUCGCCUCUACACCCAGCGACAGUACAAGGAUGAGCUGUUGGCCCUCACCGUGCCGGAGAUACAGCGCACCAAUCUGGCCAAUACGGUACUGCUGCUCAAGUCGCUGGGCGUUGUCGAUCUGUUGCAGUUCCAUUUCAUGGAUCCACCGCCGCAGGAUAACAUCCUCAACUCGCUGUAUCAGCUGUGGAUAUUGGGUGCACUCGAUCACACUGGCGCCCUGACCACGUUGGGUCGACAAAUGGCCGAGUUUCCACUGGAUCCGCCACAAUGCCAGAUGCUCAUCGUUGCCUGUCAAAUGGAGUGCAGCUCCGAGGUCCUCAUCAUUGUUUCCAUGUUGUCGGUGCCAUCGAUAUUCUAUCGGCCCAAGGGCCGCGAGGAGGAGGCGGAUGGUGUGCGCGAAAAGUUCCAGGUGCCCGAAUCGGAUCAUCUCACCUACCUCAAUGUCUACUUGCAGUGGAAGCAGAACAACUAUAGCUCCACAUGGUGCAACGAGCAUUUCAUACACAUCAAGGCGAUGCGAAAGGUGCGCGAGGUGCGUCAGCAGCUAAAGGACAUUAUGACGCAGCAGAAGAUGAACGUGAAGUCGUGCGGCACCGAUUGGGACAUUGUGCGCAAGUGCAUCUGUUCUGCCUAUUUCUAUCAGGCGGCACGGCUGAAGGGCAUCGGCGAGUAUGUGAAUCUCCGAACGGGUAUGCCCUGCCACCUGCAUCCGACAUCGGCGCUUUAUGGACUGGGCACCACGCCCGACUAUGUUGUCUAUCAUGAGCUGAUUAUGACCGCCAAGGAGUAUAUGCAGUGUGCCACUGCUGUCGAUGGCUAUUGGCUGGCGGAAUUGGGACCGAUGUUCUUUUCGGUCAAGGAGACGGGACGCAGUGGUCGCGACAAAAAGAAACUGGCCGCCGAGCAUCUCAAGGAGAUGGAGGAGCAAAUGUUGCAGGCCCAGCACGAGAUGGAGGAGCGUAAACAACAGGCGGCCCAGCGCGAGGAGCAACUGGCGGCCAAGCAGGAAAUCGCUACGCCAGGCAAUGCAACGCCCAGACGGACCCCAGCUCGCAUCGGCCUCUAAGAUCUAAGAACAUUAUUAUCAUUAUUAUUGUGUAUUUCAAUUUCGAGCAUAUGUAUGUAUUUGGACUUUUCCAGAAAUUUCAUUAUGACCUGGAUUAAUGUUAAGCUAAAUAAACCUUCCUGUCCUUCUAACAUGUAAAA